CAUUAUAAUAAGAUAUUUUCAGAGUGAAUAUAAUUGCACUUAAAUUGUUUAUUUUUUGUAUUUGAUUUGUAUUUAUAUUUUUUUGUAUGUUUGAGCAUUGUUAAUACCUGUGUUUUGUUUGCUAGACAUGUUUGAUGUAGCAAUGUAAGUUGAUUUUUGUAUUACGAAUAAAAUAAAUAAAAAAAUGUAAGAGUAUGAGUCGAGAAACUUGCCUAUUUUAUUCGGAAGUACGUUAUGUGACGAUUUCAAAGUCAAAAAGACAUUACAGAGGACAAGUUACGUAUCUUAAAUGUUGGAUUUUGUUGUUGCAAUGUGUUGCUUCUUGUUCACGCAAUUCGUGCAAGUAAUGGGUUUUGGUGCUUGGCGCCCAAUUGACUCCCAUUGAAGCAGAGAAUUUCUUACCCACAAUCCACCGCGUGGCACAUUGACUACGUACAGUGGGCGUUAAUACGAGUCCAAUGGAGUUUCCCAUCUCCUUUAAAAGUAUAUAUGUGACGGCUAGUCACAGCAUAGCUAGCUUGGCUACUUGUGUCUCAGUCAGUGUUGGGAAUGCAGCCACCACUCCCACCGGAUACAGUCAGAGAGCUGGUGUGUUCCUGUCUUCACAGGGACCCAGUAGCCGCUGAUCUGAGAUGCAGCCUGUUUGUGGCAGCUGCUCAGAACUACAAGCGGGACUCAGUUCUCAGACCCUAUCCCCCCAGAUACAUCCGAGACGGAGACACCAAGGAGUUUGAUGAGCUGCUGUCAGAUGUCAGCAGUUUGCCUGGUGUGAGGGAGCUGGUGAGACUGAGACCUGGUGAAGCUGACCAUCAUCUGGCCCUCACACACUGGGUUCUCUCCUCCAAGAGCUUCGCUGUGAAAACACUACAGAAAGACGAGUAUGCCAAGCUGUGUAACCUGACGGAGAGUGAGGGGAUCUCCACGCCUGUUCCAGACUUCCUGUUUGAGCUGGAGUACUGCGACCAGAUGAACGCCAAGUUUGAGAAGACACGGGCGGGACGCGACCUCUUCUAUGCAUUCCACGGCAGCCGACUGGAGAACUUCCAUUCUAUCAUCCACAACGGACUACACUGCCACCUCAACAAGACGUCGUUGUUCGGAGAGGGCACCUACCUCACCAGUGACCUCAGCAUGGCGGUCCUCUACAGUCCCCAUGGCAACGGUUGGCGUGACAGUCUCCUGGGACCGUUGCUAAGCUGUGUCGCCGUGUGUGAGGUCAUCGACCACCCAGACGUUAAGUGCCAGGUGAAGAGGAAAGACUCGGAGACCAUUGACCGUCAGCGCUCCAGAGCCAGGAACAGUGAAGGAGGAGAGGUCCCUCAGAAGUACUUUGUGGUCACCAACAAUCAGCUGCUCCGAGUCAAAUACCUGCUAGUGUACUCUCAGAGAAGACACCUGUCCAGACAUUCCCGGGGCAGGUCAUGGCUGGUUAGACAUCACUUUGCCAUUAUGAUGAGUCUCUAUCUGCUGCUACUCAUCUUCAUCGGUGCCUUCAACUCCACCACAUUCCUCUCCUUCUGGAACAGGCUUUUCCGGUGACGUCACAAUCGCAGGAUCACACUCUUCUGGUGACGUCACAAUGAAAUCACCGGACCUCACUAAUCACAGGACAUGGUCUUCUGUUGCAAUCACACGAGUCUCUGGUGCUUUCCUACUGCAGCCCCGGUUGGUCCAGCCUGAGGCUCUCUAUAGGCUUAUACCCCCAGUGUUUCCUGGGGAAAUUGUUUCUCUUUUCCAUCCUUAGGGCUGACAUUAAGGACUUGUUGAACUUGACACUGCUCUUCCCAUCUCUGAAUAUUCAAACCGUUUCUUAUGAGAAGGAAUAGUUCAUAUAUACAUGGACCAUUCUUGUCAUUCAUAGUGCCUUCCAUAACAGAGAGACACCGACAGAGAGACAAUCAGACAGAUGGGCAAAUAGGACAUCAAUAUUAUACACUAUUUCCCUUUAAUCUCUUUCCUGUCUUCCACCUCUUUGUAUGUACAGUAUAGGUGGUUAUUACCACGAGGUCGACCGAUUUAAAUCGGAAUGGCCGAUUUAAUUAGGGACGAUUUCAAGUUUCCAUAACAAUCGUAAAUCUGUAUUUUUGGACACCAAUUUUGUUUGAAUUAUUAUUAUUUUUUACACCUUUAUUUAACAAGGCAAGUCAGUUAAUGUCAUAAGGUGUAUGCACCAAUUUGUAAGUCGCUCUGGAUAAGAGCGUCUGCUAAAUGACUUAAAUGUAAAUGUAAGUUAAGAACACAAUCUUAUUUUCAAUGACGGCCUAGGAACGGUGGGUUAACUGCCUCGUUCAGGGCAGAACGACAGAUUUUCACCUUGUCAGCUCGGGGGAUCCAUUCUUGCAACCUUACAGUUAACUAGUCCAACGCAAUAACGACCUGCCUCUUGUUGCACUCCGAGCAGCCUGCCUUUUACAAGAAUGCAGUAAGCCAAGGUAAGUUGCUAGCUACCAUUAAACUUAUCUUAUAAAAAACAAUCAUUCAUAAUCACUAGUUUACUACACAUGGUUGAUGAUAUUACUAGAUAUUAUCUAGCGUGUCCUGCGUUGUGUAUAAUCUUGACAGCAUACAAGUAUCUGACUGAGUGGUGGUAGGCAGAAGCAGGUGCGUAAACAUUAAUUCAAACAGCACUUCUGUGCGUUUUGCCAGCAGCUCUUCGUUGUGAGUCAAGCAUUGUGCUGUUUAUGACUUCAAACCUAUCAACUCCCGAGACGAGGCUGGUGUAACCGAAGUGAAAUGGCUAGCUAGUUAGCGCAUGCUAAUAGCUUUUCAAACGUCACUCGCUCUGAGACUUGCUCUGCAUGGGUAACGCUGCCUCGAGGGUGGCUGUUGUCGUUGUGUUCCUGGGUCGAGCCCAGGUAGGGGCGAAGAGGGGGACGGAAGCUAUACUGUUACACUGGCAAUACUAAAGUGCCUAUUAGAACAUCCAAUAGUCAAAGGUAAAUGAAAUACAAAUGGUAUAGAGGGAAAUCGUCCUAUAAUUCCUAUAACUACAACCUAAAACUUCUUACCUUGGAAUAUUGAAGACUCAUGUUAAAAGGAACCACCAGCUUUCAUAUGUUCUCAUGUUCUGAGCAAGGAACUGAAACGUUAGCUAUUGCACUUUUACUUCUCCAACACUUUGUUUUUGCAUUAUUUAAACCAAAUUGAACAUGUUUCAUUAUUUAUUUUGAGACUAAAUUGAUUUUAUUGAUGUAUUAUAUUAAGUUAAAAUAAUUGUUCAUUCAGUAUUGCUGUAAUUGUCAUUAUUACAAGUAAAUAAAAAUUGUCCGAUUUAA
Molecule: messenger RNA, 3275 nt
Organism: Oncorhynchus keta (chum salmon)
Lineage: Eukaryota; Metazoa; Chordata; Actinopteri; Salmoniformes; Salmonidae
Product: protein mono-ADP-ribosyltransferase PARP16-like
Exons: 7
Coding region: 550-1539 (329 amino acids)
Biological process (GO): endoplasmic reticulum unfolded protein response
Cellular component (GO): endoplasmic reticulum tubular network; intracellular anatomical structure; nuclear envelope
Molecular function (GO): kinase binding; protein serine/threonine kinase activator activity; NAD+ poly-ADP-ribosyltransferase activity
Source: RefSeq, a predicted model, not a curated record